AUGUAUUGCAGGAAGAUGGCAUCGUAUAUCGACAACGAUGACUUGCUAAUCCAUUGCUUUCAAGACAACAUGUCUAGGGCUUCUCUAGACUGGUAUAUGAGUUUGGAACGUACUAAGAUCCUGUCAUGGAGGGACAUGUCUGAGGCUCUUCUGAAACAAUAUAAGUAUAAUCUUGAUAUGGAUCCGACAAGGUUGCAGUUACAGAAUCAAGCACAAAGAUCCAACGAAAUCUUCAAAGAGUAUGCUCAGCAUUGGCACGAGAUGGCGUCCAGGGUCCAUCCAGCAUUGUCAGAUAAUGAACUUGUGGAUAUCUUCAUGGGUACGCUCCAAGGGUUGUAUUAUGAGAAGAUGAUUGGAAGUUCGUCUACAAAUUUUGCAGAUAUGGUAACUAUUGGUGAACGCAUAGAAAACAGGCUAAAAUCAGGGAAGAUCACAAAUACAACCGCUCCACAAACAACGAACAAGAGGGCGCAUGAGGGUUUUGCAAAGAAAAAAGAGGGGGAGGAAAAUGAUGUGAAGGCAGGUGCCCACCCCCAAUAUUAG
This is a messenger RNA of Lathyrus oleraceus (garden pea), 543 nucleotides long. RefSeq lists its product as uncharacterized. Bases 1 to 543 code for a protein of 180 amino acids. The record is from RefSeq and is a predicted model, not a curated record. NCBI's taxonomy places the organism in Eukaryota, Viridiplantae, Streptophyta, Magnoliopsida, Fabales, Fabaceae. The transcript has a single exon.